Melopsittacus undulatus (budgerigar) is the source of this 1420-nucleotide messenger RNA. RefSeq names its product SWI5 homologous recombination repair protein (gene SWI5). Lineage: Eukaryota; Metazoa; Chordata; Aves; Psittaciformes; Psittaculidae. The record is from RefSeq and is a predicted model, not a curated record. Gene Ontology annotation, biological process: double-strand break repair via homologous recombination. The transcript is spliced from 6 exons. Bases 1 to 825 code for a protein of 274 amino acids. Gene Ontology annotation, cellular component: Swi5-Swi2 complex; Swi5-Sfr1 complex.
AUGUCCGCCCCGCGCCCGGGCCACGUCAGCCGCGGCGGGGAGCGGCGGAGGCGGCCGCCAGGCUCCGCCCCGGCCCGGCCCGAGCUGCGGCCGGAGCGGCCUCACCGGAGCUCGGCCAUGGGGGCCGGAGCGCGGAGCUCCCCGGGGUGCGUGCGGCACCGUGUCCGGUACCCGCGGUGUGCGGUGCCCGGCCCCGCUGCCGGUGACGCUCCGCGUCCCUGCGGUGACUCAGUUGCCCUGGGCAAGCGCCGGGAACGGUGGGACUACAAUUCCCGGCGUGCUCCGCGGCAGCGGGAGGACUACAACUCCCAGCAUGCCCCACGGCGGCAGCGGGAGGACUACAGGUCCCAGCAUGCCCCACGGCGGCAGCGGAACUACGAGUCCCAGAAUGCCCUGCGGUACCCGGUGCGGCGGCAGGCAGCAGCCGUGGCCGAGCUGGUUUCACCGAGAGCAGGCCGCAGCCCGGCCCCGCCGCCGCGGGCCCCGCUCAGGAGGGCCUCCGGUGGCGGCGGGCGGAGCGGCGCUGCCGGCUUCAAGUCACCGAUCCCAUCUCCAAGGCCCUGCCAACCUAACAGAGAUAACAACGAAUCCCUCCAGUAUGAAAUCGAAGAGCUGAAGCAGAAGGACCUUGCUCUGGACCAGGAAAUUGCACAAUUAUUAUCCGAAGGCUACAGCCUGGAGGAACUGGAGAAGCACAUCUCUCUGCUCCAUGAGUAUAACGAUAUUAAAGAUGCUGGGCAGAUGCUGCUGGGCAAACUGGCUGUUAUCCGAGGGGUUACUACAAAGCAGCUGUACCCUGAGUAUGAUCUGGAGCUUAGUGACUAGUAUUGAACCUCAAGACUGCCACGUCCUGCAGAAAUGACUGUUACUGAGCUCUUAUGCUUUGUUGUAUUGGUUUAGAACAGACAUAAGGUGGCCUUGGAAGUAUGUAUGUAGAGUUGCAACAGAGUAUGGGUUAACAGCAUUCCUUCCAAGAAGCAUUGGAACAUGAAAGUUGUUGAAUAUAUCAGCUGUUUCCUGCUUGUGGGAAAGGGAUGUAGGGCUUUGGGUAAGUUGUCUACUGCCUGAUUAACAGUAUUUCUUUAUGGAGAAGGUUGUCAUUCCAGGUGGUUAUGUUAAGACUAUUCCCAUGAAGUCUUUGCUUCUCUACUGCAUCCAGCAGCUAUUUGGUUACCGGAAGUAUAGGGGAAGUGAGGGCACACAUGUGCAAUGUAAUAGUUGCUUUGAAAGACAAGAGAAAGCCCUCAGAAGUAGGAAGAAUUCUGAUGUGGUUUGGUUUAUGAUCCAAUCUGGGUAACUCUGGGUGUUCUGUAUUAUUUACUCUGGUAUCUAGAGGUUCUGUAUCAUUUCUGUAGCAAAUGGCAAAAUGUGAAGUUGUGUUGAACUGUCUGAAUAAAGCAGCUAUCACAUUCCUCAGUAA